Molecule: messenger RNA, 2712 nt
Organism: Plectropomus leopardus (leopard coralgrouper)
Lineage: Eukaryota; Metazoa; Chordata; Actinopteri; Perciformes; Serranidae
Biological process (GO): regulation of transcription by RNA polymerase II
Cellular component (GO): nucleus
Molecular function (GO): RNA polymerase II cis-regulatory region sequence-specific DNA binding; DNA-binding transcription factor activity, RNA polymerase II-specific; protein binding
Source: RefSeq, a predicted model, not a curated record
AGAAAAGAAAACAAGGUGCUUUAGCCGCUUUGCUCCGUUUUCGACGUGUUUACGGUCCGCCGGAGUCGGUUUGGCUCAAUAAUUUAGGAGAUCGAUAAUCGUUUUUUCAUCGAUGCUGCAGAAGUGAGUCUCGCGCAGCUGUCGGCAGCAGACUACAGUGAAUCCAGAGGGAUGCCUGCAGCAGACAGCAGCCACGCUCAGCGUGUGCUGUCCUCCCUGAACCAGCAGAGGGCAGCAGGGAGGUUUUGUGAUGCAGUGCUGAAUGUGGGAGGCGGGAUGGUCUACCUGGCCCAUCGCAACAUCCUCGCCUGCUUCAGUGAGCUGUUCCAGCAGUCCAACAUGCCCUCUGCACAGUGCAUGGAGUUCUGCCUGCAGGAGGGCCCUAACGACGGCCUGGAGCUGCUCCUGAACUUUAUCUACACCGGAGAGCUGAAGUUAAAUCACGGGAACCUGGACAAGGUGCAGCACGCCGCAGUGACCCUGUGUGUGCCAGAAGUGCUCGCACUCUGUCAGCAGUUCAAGGAAAACUAUGUGGCUCCUGCAGCACCUGUGGCUCCCAAGCGUAAAAAAGGGCAACCCAAAAAGUACACGUCAGACACGGCCGUUCAUUGUGAAGUCAAAGACGAGAAUUUUCUGACAAUCACAGAAGAUGGGACCACCUUUGAUACUACCACAGCCAAUUUUAGCAUGGCCGCCACCAACAGCCUCAGUCAUGUAGUGAAGGGCCCGAGGCGACUGGCGACUGAUGAGAACCGCACCACAGAUUUUAGGGCCCCUGGAACGGACAGCUGGAAGGCUCCACUGAUUCCCACAGAGAAAGAAAGUGAUGUUGUGGAGAACCAAAACCCAGAUCAGCCAGCUGGUGAAACUGAGAUAACUGACGCACAGACUGACAUAAACGACAACGGGGUCAGCCUGUUAAUGGAGGCAGAAGAAGAUGAUGAUGACGAUGUAGAUAAUGAUGAUGAUGAUGAUGAUGAUAUAGAGGAUUUUGAGGUGAUCAUUGAAGACUCAGAUGAGGAGUACGUGCCCGAUUACGAGCGCAGCUCCUUAACCCCUUCCACGUCAACGACAUGCAGAAACCGAAGUAAACCCGAGAAAAACAAGAAUGGUGAGGCUGUGAAAGUAGAGUGUCCCAUCUGUCACAAAACUUUCAAGAGAAAAUACUACCUCAAAGUCCACAACAGGAGUCAUACAGGAGAGCGUCCCUUUGGUUGCCUUAAAUGUGGAAAGAGGUACUUCAGGAAGGAGAAUCUCACGGUACAUGAGCUCAGAGGCUGUGGUGAAGUACAGACGUACACUUGUGGGAUAUGCUCCUUAACAUUUGACGGAAGAGAAGAGCUGCGUUUGCACGCCGCCUCACACACUGAAAAUAUGCCCUUCGAGUGUUCAACGUGUCCUGAACAGUUUAUGCAGAAGGAUAAACUGGCAGCUCACAUGAUGAAGGUCCACGGUUUUCCCAAACCACAUGCAUGCACCGAGUGCCCCAAAACGUUCUUAACCCCAGCAGAACUGCGUUUGCACAAAGCCAGCAAACAUCAAGGUGAAAAGCCGUUCAAGUGCGAGGAGUGUGGCCACCGAGCGCCAAGUCGAAGUGGCCUGAGUAUGCACCACAAAGCUGUUCACAGAAGUGAGCGCCCCUUUGUAUGUAACUUAUGUGGUUAUGCAACCACCCUGAAGAACAACCUGAAGAUGCACAUGCGGAUACACAGUGACGAGCGGCCGUACCAGUGUCACCUCUGCGGCAAAACCUUCAGGACACAAACUGUACUGGAUAGUCACCACCGGACACACACUGGUGAGCGUCCGUUUAGCUGUGACGUUUGUGAGCAGCGUUUCUCAGAGAAAAGCGCCCUCGUUCGCCACAAGGCCAGCAAGCACGAAGAGGGCCGACCUCACGACUGUCCCAUAUGUGAAAAAACCUUCAAAUCGAGGGAGCAACUCCGUGAUCACCUGCGUCGCCAUGAAGGCAUGAGGAAAUAUGCGUGUAUGGACUGCGGCUACAAGUUCACGCGACAGGCACACCUGAGAAGACACAUUCAGAUCCACAAACGCACCGAGAACUACAGCCCCCGGCAGAGAAAACUAAGGAACGUCAUAAUCAACGAUGUGGACGGAGGUGUGGACGGUGAGAACGAAGCGGGAAAUGAAAUGGAAAGCUCGCUGAUCUCAGAGGGGACAGACUACUUCCCAGAGAGCUCCGACGUCCAGGAAUCCACAAACCCCGACUCAGAGUCAGGCAUCACUUCUAGCGGCAUAGUGAGAGUGCUGAUCGACUCUGGCGACACGGUGAUGGAGGAGGUGGUGUCAACCCCGAACCUGGGACACAUCGAGGCGGAGGAGAGCUCCUCUGUACCCGGAGUCUCGCAGCAAACACAGUCCAGCACAGAGGCGUGCGAGUCCGCGAUGGAGAUGAAGGACGUUGUUGAGAAUAUAUCAGACUGUGUGCAGCCCACUCAAAGCUGAAGUUACUGUAAGACCACUUCCUAAAGAAGAAGGACAUUCGGCCGCACCGAUCCAAAGAUGAAACUGCAACAAAGUCAGUGACUGAUGAGUGCAAGAGAGGAGCAAGAGCAAGUACUUCACGUCUUUAGUAGCUGACACAGUAAAUGUACUGCAUGCUUGUGAAUUUUUUUUUUAUGAUGCCUUCUUUUAUUAACGUGCCUACUGCAGCUAGAAUCUGGAAAAUCACCAAUAAAUGAUUCUCACUGA